Messenger RNA from Triticum aestivum (bread wheat), 5452 nucleotides. RefSeq names its product protein TOPLESS-RELATED PROTEIN 2. The transcript is spliced from 25 exons. Gene Ontology annotation, biological process: regulation of DNA-templated transcription. The coding region runs from base 1643 to 5059 and encodes 1138 amino acids. The record is from RefSeq and is a predicted model, not a curated record. NCBI's taxonomy places the organism in Eukaryota, Viridiplantae, Streptophyta, Magnoliopsida, Poales, Poaceae. Gene Ontology annotation, molecular function: protein binding.
CGAACUUCUCUAAAUCCAACUGUUGUGAAGUGAGAAAAACUACAUAGAUUUCUAGUACCCGGUGGUCACAGCCUGACAUAGAGCUUAACUGAGAUUUUUGUUAGUCAAACAUUAUUGAGCCUCAUUUGGCAUGGCUUUUAGUCAAUCACUCAAUCUAUAAGACAUAACCCAGUAAAAGUCUGAAUGCUCACUUACGCUAGGCUGAAGAUGUGGUUCUUUAGCUAUUGUAUGUAAGAAAAAUCCUAUGACACUUCAUAAGACAGAUUGUGUGUAUAUAGAGUUCAGCUAGACAUGUUAGGAUAGGAAGCAACAGUCAACACUGUAACACUGCUAUAUUUCAUGAUUAGAUGCCAGAACUAAUUUAGCAAGAUGUUGUAACCGGUGACCAAACAAAGAACUUCGUCGUAAUUGCAGCAAGCAUUCUUCUGAUUCUGCAAAAAAUAAGAUAUUGAGUGGAUGGGGCAUGCGCCAUGGUGGCUGCGGUAGGCAUGAUCUAGGCGGCGGCGGGGAAACUAGUCGUACCCAAAAGAAGAAGAAGACGAGAUGAACAAAACGAAGGGAUAUGCAGUUCGUCAAUGUAUUAUGGAAUAAUCUAGGGUGCCUUUUGCAUAGUUUCCAAUGCAAGCUGAGCCUACUAAAUCCUGGACCUUCAGUCUAGAUCGAACGCCCCACCUUGUCCUGGAUCAGGGGAUCAUAUGAGGCACCGUAUCACCAGAUAUGCACUCUAUAUACGAGAUGUGAUCGAUUAAAUAUAACAUCUUUUUAAUAUUAGUGGGUGAAACUUAUCCAUCAAUUAUUGUGGUUAUAAGUAAGAAAGAUACAAAAGUGUAGACGCCUGAAAAGUUGGGUAUCCUGUAGCGGGCGCGGCUACCUCAACCCUGGCUGGCAAGCCCCGUUCAAAUUUCGAAACCGCGGAUGCGUGAGAGGGAGAAACGAGGAAGGAUGCGAGAAAUGGUUAACGGAAGUUUACCCCCCUACCUGCGGCUGCGGACCUCACGAUGGGAGUUACCCAGUUUGCCCCUGCCGCCCGUCCUCGUCAGUGGCUGCCAAGUAAAUAGAGGUGCGUGGUCGUGGGCUCUCGUGUAAUCUGGCGGGGCGGGGUGGUUAUAAAACGCAGCCCCAAAAAACCAAAAGCAGACCAGAAAAAUAAAUACUCCCUACUCCAGAGAGAGAGAGAGAGAGAGACUGGUUUUGGAGAGAGAAAGCGAAGUGGGGAGAGAGAGAUAAGAAAAGGCAAACCCGUCCGUCGGCUAGAGCCAAGGGGAGAAGAAGGAAGCAGCAGGCGGCGGUGGCGGCGGCCAAACCCUAGUCUACGUGCUGCGCCGCUGAGGGAGGAGACACGCGUGCACCACCGGUCGGCGCCAGGAGCUGCAGAUCCGCGGCCGGGCCGCCGGAAUCGGGGGAGAUCCCGCCGGGAUGGGUCCGCUUGGGCUGUGACCUCGCUCCCGCUGCCCGUUUCGUCUCCGGGGUUUUCGUCCUGCUAGGGUUCUGAGCUGCUCGUUGGGUGUUUGGUGCGGUUUUUUCGGGGGGCGGUUGGGGCCCUGCGCUGGUUUCUACGGAGAUUUGGGAGGGGAUCUGCCGCCAAGGCGGGAGUCCUCCCUCGUCGUGAGCGCUGGAGACGCAGGGCGGGAUCGGGGGAGCCAUGUCGUCGCUCAGCAGGGAGCUGGUCUUCCUCAUCCUGCAGUUCCUCGACGAGGAAAAGUUCAAGGAGACGGUGCACAAGUUGGAGCAGGAAUCGGGCUUCUACUUCAACAUGAAGCACUUCGAGGACCUGGUCCAGGGUGGGGAGUGGGACGAGGUGGAGAGGUACCUCAGCGGCUUCACCAAGGUGGAGGACAACCGCUACUCCAUGAAGAUAUUCUUUGAGAUCCGCAAGCAGAAGUACCUUGAAGCCCUCGACAGGCAUGAUCGGGCCAAGGCAGUGGAGAUACUCGUCAAGGAUUUGAAGGUGUUUGCCUCCUUUAACGAGGAGCUGUUCAAGGAGAUAACGCAGCUGCUGACUCUGGAUAAUUUUAGGCAAAAUGAGCAGCUGUCCAAAUACGGGGAUACAAAGUCAGCCCGGAAUAUCAUGCUCAUGGAGCUUAAGAAGCUUAUCGAGGCAAACCCUCUGUUCCGAGACAAGCUUAAUUUCCCACCAUUUAAAGCCUCAAGACUGCGCACGUUGAUCAAUCAAAGUCUUAACUGGCAACAUCAGCUCUGCAAGAAUCCUAGACCAAACCCUGACAUAAAGACACUCUUCACGGAUCACUCCUGUGCAGCUCCUACCAAUGGAGCAAGAGCUCCCCCCCCUGCCAAUGGUCCUCUUGUUGGACCAAUCCCCAAGACAGCUGGAUUCCCUCCAAUGGGUGCUCAUGCUCCGUUUCAACCUGUGGUUUCACCAUCUCCAAAUGCAAUUGCUGGUUGGAUGACAAAUCCCAAUCCCUCCUUACCACAUCCUGCUAUUGCACAAGGGCCGCCCGGUCUUGUUCAGCCACCAAACACAGCGGCAUUUCUGAAGCAUCCAAGGACUCCUACAAGUGCGCCUGGCAUUGACUAUCAGUCUGCAGAUUCUGAACAUCUGAUGAAAAGAAUGCGUGUAGGCCAGCCAGAUGAGGUGUCAUUCUCUGGUGCAAGCCAUCCUCCCAAUGUUUACAGUCAAGAAGACCUCCCCAAACAAGUUGUUCGCACUCUCAAUCAGGGUUCUAAUGUUAUGAGCCUGGAUUUCCAUCCUGUUCAACAAACUAUUCUUCUAGUUGGAACAAAUGUUGGUGACAUCGGGAUAUGGGAAGUUGGUUCACGCGAAAGGAUAGCACACAAGACAUUUAAAGUUUGGGACAUUGGCUCCUGCACCUUGCCAUUGCAGGCUGCACUAAUGAAAGAUGCUGCAAUAUGUGUCAAUAGGUGUCUGUGGAGCCCUGAUGGAAAUAUUUUAGGUGUGGCAUUUUCAAAGCAUAUCGUUCAGACGUACACGUUUGUUCCUAAUGGAGAGUUAAGACAGCAAGCAGAGAUUGAUGCUCACAUUGGCGGGGUCAAUGACAUUGCAUUCUCUCACCCCAACAAGUCCCUAUCAAUUAUUACAUGUGGCGAUGACAAACUCAUUAAGGUAUGGGAUGCUCAGUCCGGACAAAAGCAAUACACAUUUGAAGGCCAUGAGGCUUCAGUGUACUCUGUUUGCCCUCACUACAAGGAGAACAUUCAGUUUAUCUUUUCUACCGCCAUCGAUGGAAAAAUCAAGGCAUGGUUAUACGACUGUUUGGGCUCACGGGUCGACUACGAUGCUCCUGGACAUUGGUGUACUACCAUGUCUUAUAGUGCUGAUGGUACAAGGCUCUUCUCUUGUGGAACUAGUAAAGACGGUGAUUCCCACUUGGUCGAGUGGAAUGAGACUGAAGGAGCUAUUAAGAGGACAUAUAAUGGCUUCAGGAAACGGUCACUGGGUGUUGUCCAGUUUGACACAACGAGAAACCAUUUUUUGGCUGCUGGAGAUGAAUUCGUUGUUAAAUUCUGGGAUAUGGAUAACACCAACAUACUGACAACAACAGACUGUGAGGGUGGACUGCCUGCAAGCCCGCGCCUGAGAUUCAAUAGGGAAGGGUCAUUGCUUGCUGUUACAGCAAACGAUAAUGGAAUAAAAAUAUUAGCGAACACCGAUGGGCAGCGUUUGCUGAGGAUGCUAGAGAGCAGGGCUUUUGAAGGCUCUCGUGGACCUCCUCAACAAAUUAAUACAAAGCCUCCACUGCUCACCAACCUUGGUUCUGCUUCAAAUGUAUCUAGUCCUAUAGCAGUGAACUCAGAGCGACCUGACAGGAUGUUGCCUGCAGUAUCAAUGAGUGGACUGGCAUCUAUGGAUGUUAGCAGAACGCCGGAUGUUAAACCAAGAAUAACUGAUGAAUCUGAAAAGCUGAAGACCUGGAAGUUGGCCGACAUUGUUGAUUCAGGACAUCUUCGGGCACGGCGUUGUCCAGAUACAGCAGCAUCUCCAACAAAAGUUGUCCGUUUGUUGUAUACAAAUAGUGGGGUUGCACUUUUGUCUCUCGGUUCCAAUGCUGUUCAUAAGCUGUGGAAAUGGCAACGCAGUGACAGGAAUCCUAAUGGCAAGUCUACUGCAUCUAUUUCGCCUCACCUGUGGCAACCAGCAAAUGGGAUUCUAAUGACAAAUGACACAAGUGACGGCAACCCAGAAGAAGCAACUGCCUGCAUUGCGUUGUCCAAAAAUGAUUCCUAUGUUAUGUCUGCAUCUGGUGGCAAAGUCUCUUUGUUCAAUAUGAUGACGUUCAAGGUCAUGACUACGUUCAUGGCACCUCCACCUGCUGCGACUUUCCUCGCAUUCCACCCACAGGACAAUAAUAUUAUUGCUAUAGGAAUGGAGGACUCGACCAUUCAAAUCUACAAUGUCCGUGUUGAUGAGGUCAAAAGCAAGCUCAAGGGUCAUCAGAAAAAGAUUACCGGACUGGCAUUUUCUCAAUCAAUGAAUGUUCUUGUAUCUUCAGGUGCUGAUGCUCAGCUAUGUGUCUGGAGCAUUGAUGGUUGGGAGAAGAAGAAAUCAAAAUAUAUCCAACCCCCGGCAAAUCGCUCUGGUGCUUUAGUUGGCGAUACAAGGGUCCAGUUUCACAAUGACCAAACACAUCUUCUUGUAGUUCAUGAGAGCCAACUGGCAAUCUAUGAUGGAAAUCUUGAAUGCUCGCGCUCGUGGUACCCAAGAGAUGCACUGCCAGCGCCAGUUUCGAGUGCAAUAUACUCGUGUGAUGGUCUCCUUGUUUACGCUGGUUUCUGUGAUGGUGCUAUUGGAGUAUUUGAAGCCGAGUCCCUUAGGUUGCGUUGCAGGAUUGCACUUUCCGCCUAUGUGCCUCCUUCAAUAUCUAGCGGGGCAAGUGUGUACCCCAUGGUUGUAGCGGCGCAUCCCUUGGAGCCUAACCAGAUUGCAGUUGGAAUGAGUGAUGGGGCAGUUCAUGUGGUUGAGCCACUGGACGCGGACCCAAAGUGGGGAGUCGCGCCUCCCCAGGAUAACGGAGCCCACCCGUCCAUGUCAUCAGCUCCAGCAGCAUCUAACAACCAGACGUCUGAUCAGCCAACGAGAUGACUCAGGCCACUAAACAAUGGUAGGACUCUAGGAGAUAGGGAGAAAGAAAACAGUUAGAUUCAUGAGACAAGGUGAGGUGAUAUGUAUCAAUUCCACACCAUCUCCUUGCUACAGGUGGUGAUUGAUGAUGGCAUGUCUAGAUUAGUUUUUGGUUCCUGGUUGUUUUUUUGCCCCCAAAAUCUUAACCUUCUCACCUGGUGCCCUCUUCCUUUGUAAAGCUUUUCCUGCUCCCAGCUAGUGGUGGUUACUUAGAAGCCGUUAUUUGUUUUUAUUUAUUUAUGCCCCUUUAUUUGUGGGGGUAGUUACUUUGUAGUGUAAAAUAUGUUUGUCAUGUUGGAUGAUGAUGAUAUUUGCUUCGCUCGUUGCUGCCGAUUCGAUUGGCUAUUUAGCUUA